Molecule: messenger RNA, 819 nt
Organism: Phycomyces blakesleeanus NRRL 1555(-)
Lineage: Eukaryota; Fungi; Mucoromycota; Mucoromycetes; Mucorales; Phycomycetaceae
Exons: 4
Coding region: 1-819 (272 amino acids)
Source: RefSeq, a predicted model, not a curated record
AUGUCUAUCUGCAACCGCAGACUUGCUCCUUCUCUUGCCAGCACUGAUGUCCAGUUGCUACAAGCUUUGAAUGCGAUGAAAGAAGAGAUGAAGGCCAUGAAGGAUAAGAUCACAUUGAUGGAUACAAGAAUCGGUGUAGUGAUCACUGGUAACGCAACCGCCAUUAAUGGCAUUGAUGCCUUGUCUGCCCUCCCAGCAUCUGCGCAUGUGUCCACUAGUGUUGCAUCCACUUCUGCUGCCCUUCCCACCACUGAAUCAAGUGAUAUUAACGCUGUAUUUUGGGCAGUUGAUGUUCGUUUUGAUCGCUCUCCAAAUAGAGAGCUAGUCAAACAACUCUUGUAUUACUUGGAAAAGAAGUUUGCUGGCACUGAUAUGAAGACACGCGACCUUCGUAAGUGUAUAUACACAAACUUCUGUAGUAGACGUUGCCAGCAAAGGGAACUUCCGGAAACAAGACGAGCCUUGAAUACUAAUUCAAGAAGAUCUGGCCGUGAAACUGAUAAUUACACUUGCUGUCGCCUUGCUUAUGAUGCUUACAAGGCUGACAUUGAUCUCAAGAUGGGUCAAAACUGCUCUGGACUGAUCCAAAAGUUGGUCAUGUCUGAAGGCGAAUCAGACGAUGAUAUGUCCCCCUCUCAGCCAAGAAAUGAGAUUCGUCUUAACAAAUUCAUUACGGAGGUUGACUCAUUUGUUGUUAAGCAAUUGGGUGCAAAUUCCCGCCAACUGCUUAAGAGAGUUUAUGGUAGAACAGUGGAAUCAGCAGUCCCAAUUGAUUUAGAUCCUGCUCUACCUCAAUGGGCUCUUAAAUAUGGGUCAUAA